AUGGCAGACAGCUCGGUCUCGGAAGUAAUCGCGUCGAUCGACGGAAUGUUCUAUCAUACUCUCUCUGCGGUAAUCCUCAUCCUCAUCCUCCCCUCAACAUGGCACACAGCUUUGAUGACGUUUGACUACGUGCUCACCUUCCAUCGUGAGGUCGAACAGAUGUGGACACGUCGUGUCACCGCGGCGACCGUACUGUUCUAUUUCGUCCGGUACCCGGCGAUUAUGAACACUAUCAGCACCAUUGUGGACGUCGCUCCUUGGCCAGGUGUUAAUGAUGAGAUGUGUGGUCUUUGUGUACUUCCUGUGAUGCUAGCUGACAAUCUCUCUCGCAGCUGCACCGUGUCCAUUCGUGGGGACAUGGCUCUCAACGUUAUCCUACUAGUCGCGUCCGCGAUAUUCUCCGGUCUUCGCGCGUACGCCGUGUGCGAUAAGAGCCUCCUGGUCCUGGUUAUUGUCUUAGUAUUGGGGCUGGUCAACCCUGCCAUAUCGCUGGGCCGGUAUUCUCUGUUUGCGGGGAUGGCCGGCGCACGCGCAUCUGCGGUUCUGGCUGACCUCCUGGUGAUCAUCAUAACCUGGAAGCGGACGUGGAACUUCCGAGAAAUUGCGCCGAGCAACUUGAAAAACACUUUGACGGCGGUUAUCCUGCGCGACGGCACGAUAUACUUCGGCCUCACCGCCAUCCUCAUGUCCCGCUUCAUCCUGGACCUGCAUGAGACCGCGAACGCCCGGCUCCGCGGCGCGGACACCACCGAACCGCCGACGCUCGGCACCCUACGCUUCAGCCCGAGCGCACCCGCGUCGGCGGCGAGCGCCUUCGACAUGUACGGCUCGGUCGUCCCCAGCGCGGGAGACGGGUGGGAGGAGAGCGACGAGGGUUGCAGCAGCACGGACGCAGGGUCCGGAUCAGGUGGGGCGGACUGGAUGGCGGAGGGAAUCGCGAUGCGCCCCGCCUCGUGCGGGCAGACGGCCGCUGUGCGAGUGAGCGUCGACGGGACCGGUGGAGUUUCCAACUCCGAUGGCGCCGCGACUGUCUCUGGGCUACAGGCAGGAUCCCCGCUGGGCGACGUUGGCGCUAUCAUCGGCGUCGCCAUCGCCGGAGCCGUCGUAGUGCUCGUUGUCACCGCAGGCGCAUGGUGGUGGAAGCGCAGGACACGCGCGGCACGGAUGAAGGAGAUUUCGCCCUCUGACAUGGAAGGCGCGACACCUCUAGACGCUUCUCCAAGCUCCGAUGCGGAACUCACUGCGCGCGCGCCACCUCACCGGCUCGACGGUCCAUGGAAGCUCAACGGUUGGCGACACCAUACAUGA
This is a messenger RNA of Epithele typhae, 1308 nucleotides long. RefSeq lists its product as uncharacterized. Lineage: Eukaryota; Fungi; Basidiomycota; Agaricomycetes; Polyporales; Epitheliaceae. The record is from RefSeq and is a predicted model, not a curated record. The transcript is spliced from 11 exons. The coding region runs from base 1 to 1308 and encodes 435 amino acids.